UUCCCGCCCCGCUCCUCGGAGCUGAUGUCACGCUCCCGCUGAAGGCGCGGGCGAUCAUGGCUGCUGCGGCCGUGCCGCCGGCCUCCAGCUAACGGCCGCGAUGGAGCCGGCCGGCCUGCUGCGGUUCCUGCGGAAGCUCAAGGAGGUUUUCGACGUGUGCGACGAGGAUGCGGACGGCUUCAUCCGGGUGGAGCACUUCGUCGCCCUGGGGCUGCAGUUCGGCCAAGGGGAUGAGGUGGAAAAACUGGCAAAGUACUUGGACCCAAAUGAUUUGGGAAGAAUCAAUUUUAAGGACUUCUGUCAUGGAGUUUUUGCUAUCAAAGGCUGUGAAGAGUUACUGAACGAUGUCCUGUCGCCUGAAAACUCCGGGCCUCAGCACUAUGAGCCACAGUAUGAUGAUUACUAUUACCAGGGUGGUGAAAUCCAGGACUGCACCUACUUGGACACUGAAGGCGUCUACAGCGAGUCGGAGCUCUUCCCUGAUGACGACGCAAUGACUCUAGCACAGCAGGAGGUUCACCAUGAAUCUGACAUGGACAGUGCUAUUGAGAGUGCCCAGAACUCAGAGGCCUCCGACGUGUGUCGGAGUGAGGAGAAGGAUGGCAUGCUUGAUGUCCUCUUUCUGCCGGGUGACAAGGCAAGUCCUCACAACCCUUCUGCAGCAUCUGACCUCUCCACUUAUUCCACCGCCUCUCUGAUCAGUAAUGAAGAGCAGUUUGAAGACUAUGGGGAAGGAGAUGAUGUGGAUUUUACUCCCAGUAGCCCCUGUCCUGAUGAUGAGACCAGAACCAACGCCUACUCUGACCUUGGCUCAUCUGUAUCUUCCAGUGCUGGCCAAACACCCCGAAAAAUGAGGCAUGUUUAUAACAGCGAGUUACUGGAUGUUUACUGCUCACAGUGCUGCAAAAAGAUAAAUCUACUCAACGAUUUGGAAGCCAGGCUGAAAAACUUGAAAGCAAACAGCCCUAACAGGAAAAUAUCAAGCACAGCUUUUGGAAGGCAGCUCUUUCAUAACAGCAACUUCAGUAGUAGUAAUGGCAGCACUGAAGACUUAUUCAGAUACAGCAUUGACUCUUGUGAAAAUGAUCUCUCUGAAAAGGUAACAUACUUAGAAAAAAAGGUUACAGAAUUGGAAAACGAUAACCUGACUAAUGGUGACCUAAAGAGCAAACUGAAACAAGAGAACACGCAGCUAGUUCACAGAGUUCAUGAGCUAGAAGAGCUGUUGAAAGACCAAGAGACAUCAGCAGAACAGACCCUGGAAGAAGAGAUAAAGAGACAUCGAGAAGCUUAUAGCAAGUACGAGAAAGAGAAAGGCACCGAGAUCGAACUGCUAAAUACAAGGGUUCAGCAACUGGAAGAAGAAAAUGGUGAGCUGAAAAGCACUGUCAUGCGACUGAAAUCACAAAUGGAGAGAUCAGAUGAGGAAAGGCAACGCUUGUCAGAUAGGUUGGAGGACACUAGUCUGCGACUGAAGGAUGAGAUCGAUUUGAACAAGAGACUGAUGGACAAACUGCGGCAGAACAGACUGGAAUCUAACAAAGACAGGGAAGCCACACAGGAGCUUAUUGAGGACUUACGGAAGGAACUGGAGUACUUGCAGCUCUACAAGCUGGAAUGCGAGCGUCCUGGACGUGGGAGAAGUUCCUCAUCCAGUGUGAGUGAAUUCAAUGCCAAAACCAGAGAGGUGGAAAUGGAGCAUGAAAUAAAACGGCUGAAGCAGGAGAAUCAGAAACUUCGUGACCAAAAUGAUGAUCUUAAUGGACAGAUUCUUAGUCUGAGUCUCUAUGAAGCUAAAAAUCUCUUUGCAGCACAAACAAAAGCCCAGUCGCUGGCUGCUGAGAUUGACUCUGCAUCAAGAGAUGAGCUCAUGGAAGCCCUUAAAGAACAGGAAGAGAUCAGUUACAGACUGCGACAGUAUAUGGACAAGAUCAUUCUGGCAAUCCUAGAUCACAACCCAUCUAUCUUGGAAAUAAAGAAUUGAAGAGAAUACGAAAAAGAGAAGCAGCAACUGCCUGAUAUUUCUGCACAUGCCACUGGAUCUAAACAACACUCUGAUACUGUAAAUUAAUCUAUAAAUAUAUAUAUACACUACAUGUGAGUGUGGGUGCGCGGGUGUGUUUAUAUGACAUUUGGUACACUGUUAUUUGUCAUUGAAUUGGCUUGGUUAGACUUCCAUGCACUUUCAAUACCUGUGUCAAGAUAGAUACUGUAUAUUAAUGUAAUAACAAUAUAACUGGAUUAUGCUGUUUUAGAUACUGGACAAAAUGACUCUACCUCUAGUUGUAAAGGUGGAAGAAAGACAAUGGAAACACAUGGAUGUGA
This is a messenger RNA of Numida meleagris (helmeted guineafowl), 2325 nucleotides long. It is a transcript of the gene RAB11FIP4, whose product is annotated as RAB11 family interacting protein 4. The record is from RefSeq and is a predicted model, not a curated record. Lineage: Eukaryota; Metazoa; Chordata; Aves; Galliformes; Numididae. Gene Ontology annotation, molecular function: calcium ion binding. Gene Ontology annotation, cellular component: endocytic vesicle; midbody; cleavage furrow. Gene Ontology annotation, biological process: regulation of cytokinesis; endocytic recycling. The transcript has 15 exons. Bases 101 to 1984 code for a protein of 627 amino acids.